AUUAAGUCUAGAAAACCCAAAAUAUAAAAAUAAUGACCACUUACCUAGACGUACAACUGGAGCGAAGUAAUCAUGAAAUUUUUUACUUCUAAUUACAAUGUGCGUAACGUAAUGGUCAUAAUUAUAUGCGCGCUACUUGAUUGGAAUAUUGAGACCACGAUCAUUAGUUCACGUUUAUUGCGUUAUAUUCACUUUAGAUGCGAAAAAGAAUUAGAAUGUGCCAUUAGUUCAUACGACGUCGACCGCGCCAUUCAACCGGCGCCUUACCUUCCAACAUUUUUUUUGCAUUUCGUUAGUGCAUAUUUCAAACUGAGCAAUUUGUUAAAUUAGACAUCAUCAUCUAAUAAUUCCAACGUAUACCUACACUUUCAAAAUGUUCACAUGAAAUGACCUUUUCCAAAAGUGAUAUAUGUACCCAUGACGAAUAACGGGUAUGGGCAUCAAGAAAUGUUACAUCGGGGAGUCUAGGGGGUAUGGAAUACCCCCCAGGAAAGGAGAGAUUUGGUUGAUCUGCGAAAUCUGUCAUGAUAGUUUUUUCAGAAAUAGGUAAUCGUUUCCUCCUGUGUUACAUUCUCCCCCGAAAAUUUCAACCCAGUAUGGAAAAUCUUUUGAAAAAGCAAACCGAUGUGUAUUUUUCUUAAAUUUAAAAAUGGCGCCCACUUGCCGCCAUCUGUUGGCGGAUAAAUGACUCUCAUUUACUCAAAACCUUCCUGAUUUUUGGUAUGCAGGAUAGUUUAAAAGAAUAUACAACAAUCCUACUUUCCAAAACUCGCCGCCUGAUAAAGUAUCUCAUCAUUUCGUUGUUCAUACCAAAGCCGAUAGAAAAUCACUGGAAAAGAAAGUUGGUUUCCUGUGGACAGAAUUUAAAUAAUUUUUCAAAAAUGUACAAAAGAAUGGAUAAAAAGAAAAAAUGCGGCAAGAAAAGAAAAUACGACGGAUUCGCCUUCAAUUUAUCUCAGGAAACCACACAACGCGUCAAGGUACCCUUCGAGUCGCUCUCAACGGCGCCGCGACGCUCGAAACGCAUUAAGCAGAACCGCAAAUCCGACGUUAAAGUUUACAAUUCGACAACCGACUAUUACGCCCACUCGCAAGGCAAAAGCAUUUUUCACGACAUCGAACGCAACUACGAGAAGGUCAUGUCGAAACGGACCCAGGACUUCGCCACCCGAUUCGGCGAGGUACUGCGCGAGCAGGUCCCGAGGUGCUCGAAGGCGAGGGAGAAGACGACCAAUACGAUCAAGGCGCUGGUCGCGCAGAUCGACUCGAUCCUGGACGGUGGCGGCGGCGGCGCUCCCCUGGAAUCGCGCAGCUUCGUACCGGAGAACCGGUGGGUCUACCGGACGCCCUCCCAUCGCAAGGAGAACAUUCCGCCGAUCAGUUUCAGCUUUGACUUGCCGCAAUCGCUUUCGCCCGGAGUCAACUUUUUUGCUGCGCGUACGCCGUCCUUCGACUUCGAUCAAGGUUGUUUCUCGUAGUUGUCCUAAAAACAAUCGUGAUUUGAAGACAGUUGUUAAAUCUCUUUCCUCCCGGUACUUAACUCUCAUCCAAAAAGUUGCCCUUUUGUGUGAUAAUGUUGUAGGGAGCGUCAGCCAUAUUUGUUUUCCUAGGCAACGUUUUUGGGGAAGAGCAUAGCACCUGGGGGGGUCUACUACAAACAUAUGAAAACCGACUAGCAACGAUAAAUGA
Molecule: messenger RNA, 1689 nt
Organism: Photinus pyralis (common eastern firefly)
Lineage: Eukaryota; Metazoa; Arthropoda; Insecta; Coleoptera; Lampyridae
Exons: 3
Coding region: 723-1478 (251 amino acids)
Source: RefSeq, a predicted model, not a curated record